AUGUUGGGCGACUACUUCCGUUGGUUUAUCCUGUGUUUGGCUACGGCAUGUCUGACUUCUGUGUUCUCGAAUAUGGUCACCAUCAACUUCACCAUCGUUUGUAUGGAUCCUGGCAAAAACAGCAAUUCCACGGUAAGCUGCAAAGAUUACAAUGUUAAUAACUACCAGUACCAUAUCACUUAGAAAACACAGUUGACUGACAAAAUGUUUCAGAAUCCAGCCAACCCGCUGCACUUUUACUCGCAAACUGAGAAGACAAUGAUCCAAUGGACUGUGUCCAUCGCCAGUAUGAUAGCCACCUUCCCCUUCAGCUACGCCUGUACUAAGAUUGGAGCACAGUACGUAUUCCUGACGACAGGAAUACUCUCGGCAUUCGCUACGGCCGUGAUCCCACCAGCCAUCGAAUGGGGCUUCUACUGGCUGCUAGCAGCUAGAGUUGUACAAGUAGGUAUCUGUUAGCUCAUUCUAAUAGUACAAAUCCAGGGUAUCGCUUAUGCUUGCGACUUUGCCGUUGUCGGUGUCAUCUGUUCACGGUGGGCGUCGCUACGUGAAAACGCCAAGUUCUUGGCACUGUUAACCUGUUUUGCACCUUUGUCGAACUCACUGACCAACAUUGUAGCUGGAUAUGUGAGUUUCUAUUUUUUGACCAUUACAAGGUCUUCUAUUAAUGUAUUAUAGUUUUGCGUUAUACUACUGAUAACAGAGUUAUUUUUAUUGAUAAUAAGGUUUUGAAUUACUGUAAGUUUAGAUUUGUGACUCAUCAUGGGGAUGGCCAUGGGUACAUUACUCUCACGCGAUACUGGGCAUGUUCUUGUUCACAUUGUGGGCCAUCUUCUACACCGAUGAUCCCCAGAACAACAAGUUUGUGAGCAAAAAAGAAUUGUCAAUCAUUCACAUGGACAAGUCGGAAGCGCACAAGAACCACUCUGGCUACAUUCCGUACAAAGUAACUUCAUUUGAAAUUUUACCAAACUGUCAAGAUCUUGUCAACUAACUAUUAUAUUACUUACAACUCCACUUACUAUUUAAUGUUUCAGGCCAUCUGCAAAGACAAAGUGGUGUGGGCAGUGUGGGUGAAUGCCUUUGCUGACCUAUUUUCUGGAUUUUUCUUGUUCAUUUAUGCGCCCACCUAUACCAAGAAAGUCCUCGGUUUUUCGACUACAGAAACUGGCAUAGUUGGAGCACUUGGAUCUCUGUCGCACAUCCCCGUCAAACUCGUAUGUGGUUACUUUUCGGACACUUGCAAGUAAGUAUCUUACUGCAGUAACUGAAAAACAGCUUAUAAGAAAAUUACCAAGUAAUUACUCGCCUUAUGUUAAGAUUGUACCAGUAUAUAUUCUGAUUUUCUAAAGGUUUUAAUUACACUUUUAGGUGCCUUCCAGAACGCAAGAAGAUGUGGUUUUUCAAUUCUGUAGCUGUACUGACACCGGCUGCCAUCUACGUUUACCUAUGUUUUGCCCCAGCUAGUAUGCCCAUGUUGGCAGCUAUCUUGUUUGGCGGAGUUCACGCUGCUUUGGGAUUCAACUGUGGCGGCUUUUACAAAUGUGGAUCUCUAGUCUCAAGGUAAUUCCUUCAUCGUGCUUUAAAAUUUUGAAAACACGUUCCAAAUGUUAUACAUACUCUUUACCGACUGAACCUUUUUAUAGGCAAUACGCAGAGUUUGUGAUUGCAUUUACACAAUUUAUCAAGUGUAGCGUGUUCUUCAUCGCGCCUGCUCUGGUAGCCAUUUUUGUGCACGAUGAAACCAACGCUACGCAGUGGCAUGCUAUCUUCUACUUGACAGCUGGUAUUCUGGUUUUAGUAAGUUUUAUCAUAGAAUUUGCUUUGCCAUCAUUAAUAACAUGUAACAGAAAGGUAAGUUAUAUGAAAUAUAUGCUCUUUUUCAGGCUAACAUAUUCUUCUGUUUCCAAGCUACUGAUAAGCCGGCAUCAUUUACCGAAAUCACGGGACCAGAACACAAAAAAGCAGACUUCUAA
Bursaphelenchus okinawaensis is the source of this 1976-nucleotide messenger RNA. NCBI's taxonomy places the organism in Eukaryota, Metazoa, Nematoda, Chromadorea, Rhabditida, Aphelenchoididae. The record is from the annotation of a GenBank genome assembly.